GGAGGCGGCGCCGACCAGGGUUGGCCAGGCCCGAGUGGGCCCCAGGCGGAUGUGAGCAGGGCCGGACCAAGAUGGCGAUGCCGGUGGUGCAGGCGGUUCACCUGGAGUCUGACGCUUUCUUCGUUUGUCUCAACCAUGCCCUGAGCACGGAAAAGGAGGAGGUCAUGGGGCUGUGUAUCGGAGAGUUGAAUGAUGACACAAGGAGUGACUCCAAAUGUGCGUGUGCUGGCACUGAGAUGCGGACCGUUGGGGAAAAGGUUGACACUGGGAAGAUUAUUCACAUUCAUUCUGUCAUCAUCUUGCGACGUUCCGAUAAGAGGAAGGACCGAGUGGAGAUUUCUCCAGAACAGCUGUCUGCGGCCUCUACAGAGGCAGAGAGACUGGCUGAACUAACAGGUCGGCCCAUGAGAGUUGUGGGCUGGUAUCAUUCCCAUCCGCAUAUAACUGUCUGGCCUUCUCAUGUUGAUGUUCGAACACAAGCCAUGUACCAGAUGAUGGAUCAAGGCUUUGUAGGUCUGAUUUUUUCCUGUUUCAUAGAAGAUAAGAACACAAAGACUGGCCGGGUGCUCUACACUUGCUUCCAAUCCAUACAAGCCCAAAAGAGCUCAGAGUCCCCUCAUGGUCCCCGAGACUUCUGGAGCUCCAGCCAGAACAUCCUCAUUGAGGGUCACAAGAAACAGGAAAGGUAUGAGAGAAUGGAAAUUCCAAUCCAUGUGGUCCCUCACGUUGCCAUUGGGAAGGUGUGCCUGGAAUCCGCAGUUACCUUGCCCAAGAUCCUGUGCCACGAGGAGCAAGAUGCAUACAGGAGGGUCCACAGCCUUACACAUCUGGAUUCAGUCACCAAGAUCCAUAACGGCUCAGUGUUUACCAAGAACCUGUGCAGUCAGAUGUCAGCAGUCAGCGGGCCUCUGCUACAGUGGUUGGAGGACAGACUGGAACAAAACCAGCAGCAUCUGCAGGAAUUGCAGCAAGAAAAGGAAGAGCUGAUGCAGGAACUCUCUUCCCUAGAAUAGGAUAAGAUAAAAUGAGG
Molecule: messenger RNA, 1030 nt
Organism: Chrysochloris asiatica (Cape golden mole)
Lineage: Eukaryota; Metazoa; Chordata; Mammalia; Afrosoricida; Chrysochloridae
Gene: BRCC3
Product: BRCA1/BRCA2-containing complex, subunit 3
Exons: 11
Coding region: 72-1013 (313 amino acids)
Biological process (GO): double-strand break repair
Cellular component (GO): BRCA1-A complex; BRISC complex
Molecular function (GO): polyubiquitin modification-dependent protein binding; metallopeptidase activity; cysteine-type deubiquitinase activity
Source: RefSeq, a predicted model, not a curated record